AUGCCGCCGCGCCGCCGUGAAUCGUCUGGCUACCGCGGCGUCCGCGAGCGCCCCAGCAGCACCUACUACGCCGAGAUCCGGUCCGGCGACAUCCGGCUCGGCCUCGGCAUGUUCGGGACCGCGCACGAGGCCGCCCACGCGUACGACGCGGCGUGGCGCCUAGAGAGGCCUCCGUCGCAGAUGAACUUCCGCGACGUCUACAUGCGCGAGCAGGCGCAGUCCGUCGCCCCUCCGCCUCGUCUUAUCACGGACCAAGACCGUGCGGAGCACCGUCGGCGACAGCGCCGCCUCCUCGUCGCCGAGGAGGACGAGCGAGCCAUGGCGGAGUGGCGCCGGCGCCACCCGGAGGACGUCGCGACGGAGCACACCUUCUGGGCGGAAAGGACGGCAAAGUGCCGCGCGGAGCGGUUGGACAGGCGUCGACAGAAGGCCCUGGCGAUAUCGCAGUGCGAUAUCGUUGAGGCAGGUGGGGUGUCGAUCUUUGGGAAUAAUGAUCCUCGUUGGGAGGACAUGUGGAUCGAUACCUCGGACAACACCAGUCCGGAUGAGGACGAGGACGACUCGAAGUAG
Messenger RNA from Aegilops tauschii subsp. strangulata, 570 nucleotides. RefSeq lists its product as uncharacterized. NCBI's taxonomy places the organism in Eukaryota, Viridiplantae, Streptophyta, Magnoliopsida, Poales, Poaceae. The record is from RefSeq and is a predicted model, not a curated record. Gene Ontology annotation, molecular function: DNA binding; DNA-binding transcription factor activity. Gene Ontology annotation, biological process: regulation of DNA-templated transcription.